CUCUGUCUCUCAGCCACGCCCUCCGUUUAGGGGUUCCAAGUGCCCUCCCGACCUUUGUCUGUUAGCCCCGCCCCUCUCUAGGUCACGCCUCCUCCACUAUUACACAUGCGCGAUUCUGUUACCUCCCUGCGUUGUCUUCUGGGAAAUGUAGUCCCUUCCCCCUCAGCCGGUGCCGUAAAGCAAGUCGACCGCGGCGCUGGUUUUGCGACAAUGGUGUGCCGGUGGCCGUAAAGCAAGGCGUGUUGUUGACAGCUGCCUGGGCAAAGCAGGAACUCAGUCUGAGGGGGAGAAAAAAGAAAUGAGCAAGAACAGGAGGCCGCCUCCACCACCAGGACGCAGUGGUGCUGCCAAAGCCAGACAGAUGGGUUUGCUAGUGGAUUUCUCUCCAGAUGGGAUGAUGGACAAUGAUAAGGAGGAGGAUGGUGAACUGGAAGCAGAAUUAAUAACUAUUGUCGGAGGUCGGCCAGAUUCAAAAGAGAAGCCGAAAGGGAAAACCCCUUUGCCCAUGGAAGCUAUUGAGAGAAUGGCCGCUCUCUGCAUGAAGGACCUGGAUGAAGAGGAUGGGGAAGAGGAAGAAGAUCUGGAAGAUGAAGAUGAUCUGAUGGCAGAACUCAAUGAAGUCCUGGGUGAAGAGAAAGAAAUCAAGGAUGCGGCAAUACCUGCUGCUAAGGUGAAUGAAACUCCAGCUGAUUCCAGCAGCGUAGAAUCUACUCUGGUGGAAAGGCUGGAAAUGUACAGAACAGCCAUCGCUAACGCAAAGCAAGCUGGAGACGGGGCCAAAGUGCGUAGAUAUGAACGAGGCCUCAAGACAUUAGAAAACAUGCUGACCUCUGUGAGGAAGGGCAAAAAGAUUGAUGAGGAAGAAAUCCCCCCCGCAGUUGCACUAGGAAAGAGCGGGAACUCCCAGCUGCCAUCCCCUUCUCCACUGACUCUGUCAUCCCAGGGCUCCGCACCCAACGGAAGGUUCAGUUUAUCCAGCCAUUCUCCUCCACAGCCACCCACUGCAGCACCUCCACAGGGACCCUCUGCAGCAUCUCCCAAGCCGCCACCUCCUGUGUCUCCCAAGCCGUCGCCUCCUGUACUUCCAAAGCCAGCCCUGGCCUUGCCCAUCAGAUCCCCGGAGACACCAGAGGAAAAACCUGUCCCUUUGGCACUAUCAGGUUCUGAAAACGUCAGCACCCAGGCGCUCCUACAGGACAGGCAGCGGGAGUACAAGCUAGCCGCGCUGCACGCUAAACAGGAAGGCAGCGUCGAGAUGGCCAGUAAAUACUACCGCAUCGCUAAGAGCUUUGAUCCCAUUGUAGAAGCUUUGGAGAAAGGUGAAACCGUGGAUCUGGGCCAUCUGCCCCCACCUCCAGACCAGCUGCCCAAGGAGCUGUUGUCCCCAGGUCUACGACAACAAUCUGCUGUGUCGACAACCAUGCCUUUAGCAAAAUCAGCAGCCCCUGCUGCAGAGCUCCCUCCACCCCCGCGAGACAUGUUGGAAGCCCUGCAGCAGAGGAUGGAGCGGUACAAAACAGCCUCCGCUCAGGCCAAGAGCAAAGGAGAUGACCGGAAGGCAAGAAUGCACGAGCGCAUUGUGAAGCAAUACCAAGAGGCCAUCCGAGCUCACAAAGCGGGGAAAACUGUGGAUUUUGCUGAGCUGCCUGUUCCACCAGGCUUCCCACCCAUCCAUGGCAUGGAGGCUUCAUCGGGAGACCAAAGCAUCAUGGGAGUCCUGGAAACCGCUAUGAAACUAGCCAAUCAGGAAGACCGAGAGAAUGAUGAGGAAGAUGACAAUGUGGAAGGGAUGAAAAAGCCGGGCUCCCGCCCUGCGCUGUCAAAGCCAGCCGCCUCGUCCCAGCCCAAGCUGGUUCCACGUGUGUCUUCGGGAGGUACCCCUGCAGCAGCAAAUCCUGCUGGGACUGGCAAAUCCACCGCAAAAGCCACCACAAAAGCCCAACAGCAGCUGGCUUUCCUGGAGGGCAGGAAAAAACAACUGAUGCAGGCGGCGCUUCGAGCCAAACAGAAGAAUGACAUUGAGGGAGCGAAGCUGUUCCUGCGUCAGGCCAAGGGACUUGACCCCAUGAUCGAGGCGUCCCAGGGUGGGCUUCCUGUCGACAUAACCAAAGUGCCUCAAGCCCCAGUGAACAAGGAGGAUUUCAUGCUCGUGCAGCGUCGUGGGGUCAGCAUCUCCCCAGAGGCUGCCAGCCAGUACAUGGAGUUCAUGAAGCUGAUGAGGCAGCAGCACGAGAUGUGUUUGAAUUACUCCAAGCAGUUCACUCACCUAGGGAAUAUCGCCGAAACAACCAAGUUUGAGAAGAUGGCAGAGGAUUGCAAGAAGAACAUGGUAAUCUUAAAGCAAGCCCAUGCCAAAGGCUUCCCAUUGCCCAAGUACCACUAUGAGCAGAGGACCUUCAGUGUGGUCAAGAUCUUUCCUGAGCUGAACAGCAACGAUAUGGUUCUUACUAUAGUGAAAGGGAUCAACCUCCCAGCUCCUCCAGGUGUGACUCCCAAUGACCUGGAUGCCUUCGUACGCUUCGAGUUUCCCUACCCCAACGCGGAGGAAGCUCAAAAAGAUAAGACCAACGUGAUCAAAAACACAGAUUCGCCCGAAUUCAAAGAGCAGUUCAAGCUGUAUAUUAAUCGGGGCCACCGAGGGCUCAAGAGAGUCUUUCAGACCAAAGGCCUCAAGUUUGAGGUUGUCCACAAAGGGGGGCUGUUCAAGACAGACCGCGUUGUGGGCACAGCACAGCUGAAACUGGAGGCCCUGGAGACAAUGUGUGAGCUUCGGGAGAUUGUCGAGCUACUGGAUGGCCGCCGGCCCACAGGGGGGAAGUUGGAGGUGAUUGUGCGGCUAAGGGAGCCUCUGAGUUCUCAGCAGCUGGAGACAAGAACAGAGAAAUGGCUGGUGAUUGACCCUCUGACCAUGCCGGCGGUUGCUCUCCCCAAACCAAAACCAACCGUCGGUCCAGUAAGGGACGUGGGCAACAGCAAACCCAUUCACACUCUGCACAGCUUGAAUGUUUUAGCCUUUGACAAGGAGAAGCUGGAAAAGAAGGUGCUGGCGUACAGACAGGCUCACAAGCCGCUUCCCAACGAGCUAGUGGAACAGUUCCAGGACAUCACGCAGCGGAGCCAGUGGCUGAAAUCCCAGCUGCAGCACGGGGGCCCUGCGUUCAGGAAAGAGUACCUGUCGCAGCUGGAGAGGUUCCUGCAGUUCUACACCGACUCGGCACGGCGUCUCGGGAACGAGGGCAAUCGGGACGCCGCCAAGGAAGCCCUGUACAAGCGGAAUCUCGUGGAGAGUGAGCUUCAGAAGUUCCGCAGAUGAAGCCCUUGGUGCUCUGAAGGCCUGGGACAGAAUGCACCCCCCCCCACACUGCACUCCUCUUCCCUCCAUGAUCCCAUGGGGGAGAAACGAGACAGACACUAAUGGGGGGUGGAGCUCCUUUCUGCCGAGGGGGGAGAUGUACUGGAGGGGAUGGGAAAGGCCCUGAAAUUGACCUUGCAUCCUCUGCUAGUGUAGGGCGGGUGCUGUCCUUGUGCCCUCCCCCACCCCACUCUGGUGGUAGGAGCGAGCUCAGGCCCUGACCUCACCCCCCAGAACAGCCCCACCCCGAACCCCGAGGUGCAUGAUGCCCCACAGGGAGAAGAGCCAGACAAUCACGUGACAAUCACUCUGCCCCUCUGCUCACCGAGAAGCACAGAUGCUGAGUCCAGCCCGCUCCUGGUCCCCGGCUUAGCGGGAGGGCACUUUACUCACUAGGGUUUGUCUACCGGGGCUGGGCCUCCCCUAGGGCAGAUACCUGUGGCAAAUGGGUGCUGACCACAGGUCCCGCCUCCCUUUGGCAGGCUCAGCCCGGGGCUGCGAGGCCGACAGCAGCGUGCAGGACUCUUCAUCUGUGCCGGCCGUUACCUGUGAUAGCCCCCGGCCUGUUCUCAGCACCAUCUGACGGGGGCCUGGGCUGGAUCUGUGGCUCAUGCACCCUCUUCUCAGCCACAGGUCCCCGUCCUCGUCCAGGCACGACCCGGUGCAAAGGGAAACCGCCCCGUCCCAUCUCCUGCCCUGUGCCUCAGAGCCCGGUGCUAGAAUUCUGUGGGCAGGGAGUGGCCGGGAAAACUCCCUGCCUGUCAUGGGGCACCGGUGCUGGCUGGAGCAGGGCCAGGCUCGAGUACAGCCAUUGUCCCUGCGACCCCCCCCCCUCGGUAAGUGCAAUCCGCACUGCUCUUUCGGGCACUGGUUUGUAAGGGGGCUUUGUACUGUGCAGCACCCAGGCCCAGGCAAAGGCUGCGACCUGUGAGCGCUGCUCUGUGCUCCCCCUCCCAAAGGUAGGGAGGCCCCGGGCAGGGGGGCAUUUACCCCUCGCUCAGCUAAUCCAGUCCCUGGUGCUGUUCCUGGGCACUGCCCCGUCCUCUGCCUGCAGCAGCGGCUCCCGGGGACGGCUCCAGCGCCUGUCUGCGUCACACAGACAAACGGUGCGUGGUGUGACCAAUGCACGUCCCCAGACGCCCCCACGCCCUUCCCCAGCCCAUAUCACCAGAGCUCCUGCUUUGGCAGCAGCUGCUCUUCGCCUGCGUUGUGGGAGGCAGGGGCUGCGUGAGCAGAGAUGGGCAGAAAACCCUUUCCCUAGCCCCGAGACACUGUCUGAGCCCCCCCCCCCCCAGCAGCAGGGUGAGAGCUGGGGCGGUAUGUGGGGCAGGAAGCUGCUUUAAGGAGUCAGAGCAGGGACGCAGCGAGUGUGAAUGUGGCACGGAGGGCUCCAGGCGAAGGGAGGCCGUUCCUGCCAGCUCCUCCAGCCCAGGCCGGGACGAUCACAGGGAGCGAAAGGCGCCUGAGUGUGGCUCAGAGCAGCUGCCCCAACGUCCGGAACUGGCUCCCGUGUAAAUACCCACUAAGACUUGCGCACCUUCUCCGACCUCGAUGACACUAAAGAUGCUCCCUCCCCCUCCUCCCCAGCAUGGCUCAUGGGGACCCUCUCCCCACCCCCGAUUUGCACUCUGGUCACGGCUCAUCUUGCACGGAGGGGUCCCUGCACCAAUGCACUUUGCACGCACCUCUCCCCCAGGGAUGGCAGGCCCCAGCUGCUUUGUUCAGGAUCCGCAGGGCUCCAGGCAGAGGAUGCCUGGGGAGGGUGGUACCCGUUGUGAACUACCACCCCCGUCAUGGGCCUGCUGCUUCAAGGAGGCUGUGAAAGCGGGAAGUGGAGAACAGGGCUAUUUCUCACUACUUACCUGAUCCACCCAGAAGGCUACUGGGCCCGUUUGAGGGCUGUCCAGGAUCCCCCUUGCCCUGCACAUCCCACUACAACCCAGUCACUUACUGGUAGUGGCCAUAGAGGAACCUGCAGCUAAAGCCCCUCUCUGGCCGCUUGUCCCACUCCCAUGCCCGUUCCUUGUCCCUUGGACAGAGAGCCGGGCGCGCGCACACACGGGGCUGCCUUUCUCUCUGUGGCAGUAGGGCAGAUCUGCAGUUCACCCUACUGCCCGUCUCCCCUGGCGCCUGGCUCCAGUGAACCAGCUGCAGCUUCUCGCUGAAGAGAACAUAUCCAGCCCUGGCUGGGCUGUGGGACAGGGCUCGGGAUACCCUGCCUGGGAAUGGUUGAUUUCAAAAACCCCAUGCUCAGUAGGAGGCUGCAGCCGGGGGCCACUAAAGGUACCCCCAGCUCUGAGCUGCCUAAACAGGAGACUGCAACCCCCCCUGAGCCAGAGGGGAGAGGCAGAGCUAUCGUACAAGCAAGCAGCUGCGUGGGGGAGGCGGGGAACUGUCCCCUUCCUCAGAGCUGGUGGGAGUCCCACCUCCCCACAGGCCCAAACACUAGAGGGGCUGAAAUCCCUGACUUCAGUGGAGCUGGGAUUUCCCCCUGGAGCGCUCUCCCUCCUGCAGUGCCAGCUUGGCUGGGGGCCGGUGGCUCUUCCUUGCGGGCCUGGCACUGAGAGACGCGUGAAACUGCCACUGGCGAUGAGCCGGGUGGAGCACUGCUACUUGCUGCCCCCUGCACUGGCAGGAAGUGAGGGGAGCGUUAGGCUGAUCCGGAUUCUCCCCACCCCUUGCGAGUGACGGCCUGGUUUAAACAGAAACAUUCCUUUAAUCCCUGUAAAUAACCAAAUUCAAAGAGCUGCUGCUGGGUGAUGGAUGAGUUGAUCAGCUGUCGAAAUGGUCCAAUCUCAACUUCCCCGUUUCCCCCCCUACCUUCCUUUUAAACCAAAUUUUAACCCUUUCUGUCUCUGGCCCAAGCGAAACGUUGUUUGCGGGUAAAUAAUGGGUAAUUGUCCAAAUGUCUAUUGAUCCUCCUGGUCUGAUUCCACAGCCCAGUACUGCAGUGUGUUGCUGGGUCUGUUUUUACGUGCUGUAAGUGCCUGUCUCUGGGGGCGUCUGUCUGCCCGGCCGGAGAAUCCGAGAGCGAAUGUAAAAGCAGAGAUGUGGGAACUGACUGCGUUCGGGUUUUAUUUUGUGCUUAGAGAGACCACAAAUCUAUAUAAAGUUUUUAAGACAAAUCUUUUUUUCUACCAAAAAAACAAAACCAAACCCAGCUCUACCCUGAACUGAAAUCCUGUAACAAAUAACAAUUAAACCUCUCUGGAACCUC
Messenger RNA from Mauremys reevesii (Reeves's turtle), 6569 nucleotides. It is a transcript of the gene CC2D1A, whose product is annotated as coiled-coil and C2 domain containing 1A. Gene Ontology annotation, biological process: regulation of transcription by RNA polymerase II. Gene Ontology annotation, molecular function: DNA-binding transcription repressor activity, RNA polymerase II-specific; RNA polymerase II cis-regulatory region sequence-specific DNA binding. The record is from RefSeq and is a predicted model, not a curated record. Lineage: Eukaryota; Metazoa; Chordata; Testudines; Geoemydidae. Bases 299 to 3313 code for a protein of 1004 amino acids. The transcript has 30 exons. Gene Ontology annotation, cellular component: nucleus.